CCUGAACACCAGUAAGUUUAGCUCAGAACCCCAACAGAGUAACAUUUCCUCACAUCAACUACACUCAAGUGUCGUUUGCCAGUCUACAGAGACAAUCUUCCACAGAUUACUACAGUCUGCUAAAGACAACUACAGUCUGCUAAAGACAUCUACAGUCUGCUAAAGACAUCUACAGUCUGCUAAAGAUAACUACAGUCUACUAAAGACAUCUACAGUCUGCUAAAGACAACUACAAUCUACUAAAGACAUCUACAGUCUGCUAAAGACAACUACAGUCUGCUAAAGACAACUACAGUCUACUAAAGACAUCUACAGUCUGCUAAAGACAACUACAAUCUACUAAAGACAUCUACAGUCUGCUAAAGACAACUACAGUCUACUAAAGACAACUACAGUCUGCUAAAGACAACUACAGUCUGCUAAAGACAACUACAGUCUACUAAAGACAUCUACAGUCUGCUAAAGACAACUACAGUCUGCUACGGACAGAGCCAUGGAUAGAAGAAACGAGAACAUCUCUAUGCAUGAGUCACAGAUCUCUUCCCUCAAGCAAAGUCUCCAACUCCGGGAGGAGCAGGUGGAUGUCACCCAGCACCAGAGCAAGUACGACAAGAUAGCUGCAAGACUGGAGGAUUUUAGAAACAAAAGAAAAAAACUCUCAGAGCAAAACGAUCAGACGUUCAAGGCGACGUCAGAGAGCCAGAAUAGCGUCCAGCAGCAGCUCCACCAGAGGGACAAUGAAAUCCUGGAUCUGAGGAAGGAGAAGGAGGGUCUCUCUCAGAAGCUCACGGAGGCCAGAAAAAAGCUGUGGACUCAAAGAGCUGCACUUGUCCUGAGCGAGAGAGCUUGGCAGACAAAGUACGAGGAGAAGUUCAGGAUGGAGCUGGCCGAGAAACAACAGACCUGGGAAGCCAGAGUACAACAGGUGGAGGAAGAGAAUAAAGAACUGACCGAGAGAGAACAGAUCUGGAAGACCAUAGUAAAACAGAUGGAGGAAGAGAAUAAAGAACUGGCUGAGAAACAACAGAACUGGGAAGCCAGAGUAAAACAGGUGGAGGAAGAGAAUAAAGAAAUGACCGAGAGAGAACAAAUCUGGAAGACCAUAGUAAAACAGAUGGAGGAAGAGAAUAAAGAACUGGCUGAGAAACAACAGAGCUGGGAAGCCAGAGUACAACAGGUGGAGGAAGAGCAUAAAGAACUGGAGGAGGAGGAGGACAUCAAACAGAAAGAAAAGGCAGAGAUGAAAAAGAAAGCAAAGGAGGAGGAGAAGCAGAAGAAGGAGAUGAAAAAGAAAGCAAAGGAAGAAAAGGUGGAGAUGAAAAGGAAAGAAAAGGAGGAGAAGAAGCAGAAAAAGGAGAUGAAAAAG
Molecule: messenger RNA, 1366 nt
Organism: Siniperca chuatsi (mandarin fish)
Lineage: Eukaryota; Metazoa; Chordata; Actinopteri; Centrarchiformes; Sinipercidae
Product: golgin subfamily A member 6-like protein 22
Exons: 1
Source: RefSeq, a predicted model, not a curated record